This is a messenger RNA of Rhinichthys klamathensis goyatoka, 1964 nucleotides long. RefSeq names its product pleckstrin homology domain containing, family O member 1a (gene plekho1a). The transcript is spliced from 6 exons. Lineage: Eukaryota; Metazoa; Chordata; Actinopteri; Cypriniformes; Leuciscidae. Gene Ontology annotation, biological process: regulation of myoblast fusion. The coding region runs from base 74 to 1702 and encodes 542 amino acids. Gene Ontology annotation, cellular component: ruffle membrane; muscle cell projection membrane. The record is from RefSeq and is a predicted model, not a curated record.
ACACAGAGAAACACCUCAGCUUCUCCCAGAGAGCGGGACAGAUAUACGGCGGAAAAUACAUUUUGCGAACAGCAUGAAGAAAAGCCAUUUGGUCAAAAGGGGUCUUCAGGAUGCAAACCAGCCCUCAUCCCAACCAGACAAAGUAGGCUGGAUCCGCAGGUUCAGCGGCAAAGGAAUAUUCAGGGAAAUAUGGCGAAACCGCUUUGUGAUGCUUAAAGGAGAUCAUCUGUUCAUCUUUGAAAAAGAGAUGAAGAAUAAUGGGAAGACUCAUGAAGUGUUUGACCUGGCACUGUAUGAGCGCUCAGAGGAACUGCGAAAAGUCAAGAGCCACAGCAAGAAGAACCACAGUAAAUUUACCCUGCUACGCCGCCAACACCCUGGAAACAAGAGCCCCAAUCUUGUAUUUCUGGCUGUGAGUCCAGAGGAGAAGGAAUCUUGGAUCAAUGUUUUAAAUACAGGUAUUACCAGAGCUAAGAAUCGUGUGCUGGAUGAGGUGACGAUUGAGGAGGAGAGUCUUCUGGCUCAUCCUACACGCGAUCGGGCCAAGAUCCCACUCGGGCGGCGUUUGCCUACGCGGGGUCAUCUCAUGGCUGUGGCCUCUGCCUCCUCUGAUGGAAUGCUGAUGCUGGACUUGGUGAAUGAAGAAGAUGCUGGUAUGCUUGAUGACGAUCAGGAUGAGUGGUUGAAGGACCAUCGGGUCAGCCUGGAUAAACUGGCUCCUGGCCGUCGACGCGCUGGCACCGAUGCGUCCAGGCCGCCGUCCUCCUCUACAGAGGCCAAGGUGAAAACCAGCAGCUUGCCACGCAAGACCGAGUUCUCCUUGAACAAUGAAAACCAGUCUCACUCACCUCAGAGUGAGAAGCUAUCUCAGGGCCGUAACCGAUGUGCUUCCAUGGAUGACGCUCUGUCCCGAGGAGAACGAAAACCAAAUAGGAAGAAUGGGCCCCAGGCGACGCAGGCCCAGAGUCCCACGGGACACCUACAGGAUCUGAUCACCCAGCGCCUGCAAAGGACUCAAGAGUUGCUCGCUGAGAUUCAGGAACAGGAACCCCAUCGGGACAGAAUGGGAUCUUACCCCUACCUGAGAGGCAUCGACUCCCCUCGUCUCCGGCAUCUCAAGGGCUCUGACUCGCCACACUCCAAGGGCUCAAGCUCACAUAGUUCACCUCACAGCAAAGGCACAAACUCCCCCUCAGUGAGGGUGAAAGAUUCGCCUGGUUCCAAAGGGAAAGAAUCGCCACAUGUGAAAUCAAAAGACUCGCCCCGUUUCAAGUCCAAAUCCCCUCAUUCCAAAAACGCACUUCGCUCGAAGAGCUGCGAUUUACCUGAUUCAAAAGAAUCAAGUUCACCCCAAAUGAAAUGCAUCGAUCUGACUCACAUCAAAGGUUCAGACUCGCCUCUGUCCACUGGAUCAAAUUCGCCCCAUAUGAAGUCAACAGACCCUGCUUUUUUUCGAAUCUCUUACUCGCCCCAUUUCAAAAGCAUUAGGGGUACUGAUUCUCCUCUCAAUGAGGCUUUGGACUGGGAUAGCAGAAGGGCGGCAGCUGAACGACUCUUACAAGAGGCCAUUUCUUCCUGGCGAGAAGCUAGAGAGGUUUUGGCUGAGGUAAAGGAGCUGCAAGCCAGACAGCAGCGGGCAGAGCACAGUAAAACUAGAUCACCCACAACACCCUCACAGAACCGCAAAAAGAAAAGCCCCUGACCAAAUCUUUAGUCAGUCAAAAUGACAUGUGAGCCUUUACAAUGAAUGCAAGGAAGGAGAACAAUAGGUGGAACUUUCAGUGUUCUGUUUUAUCUCACAGUCUAUUGUUUAUAUAUUAACUGUUGUUCCUCUGACACCUCAACCCUUUGUCUUUGCACUUUGAACUUCUGUAUUUUUACUUGUGACUCCACUUUCAAGGCUGUAGUACUUCUGUUGGCAUUGAUAAUGUGUAUGACUAAUGAUUAAAGUGGUUUAUGAUUCA